AAGAAGGGCUUCAUCCGGGCGAGGCCAAGCCACUGCCCCCGAGGCUGCCUGCAGCUGCGCCCGCCACUCCCCCAAGGCGAGCGUGCGAGGGGAGGGCUCCGGCCGCGGCUCUCCUCCUCCUCCUCCUCCCGGGCGUUCCCAGCGUGCCAGCCCGCCCGCCCUCUCCGCGAGCCGGGCCGGCCUCUGCCUCCGCCUCCCUCCCGCCCUUCUCGGUUCCGGCCACGGUCGAGAACCAGCGAGGGGGCUGAGGGGCUGGCGGAGCUGCGGGCGGCGCCGGGGCAGCGAGCGAUGCCGCCGCAGGCUGCGCGGGAGGGCGCAGGGCCCUGACACUGUUGAGCGCAGCGGGCGAUGGGAUGGACGAAGCUGAGCAGGACCAGUACGAAGCCCGUCUCAAGGAGCUCUUUGACAGCUUUGACGUCACGGGCACCGGUUCUCUGGGGCAGGAGGAGCUGACCGACCUCUGCCACGUGCUGCACCUGGAGGAAGUGGCGCCCGGAGCCCUGCAGCAGACGCUCCAGCCAGACGACCUCCUGGGCCGGGUAAACUUUGACCAGUUUAAAGAAGCACUCAUCCUCAUCUUAUCCAGGACAUUAAAAAAUGAAGAGUCCUUCCGGGAACCAGAUUCUUCUUCGGAAGCUCAGCCCAAAUUCAUCAAGGGCGGGAAGCGCUAUGGGAGGCGAUCCCUGCCAGAAUUCCAGAAAUCUGCGGAGGAGUUUGCGGAGCUGACGGUGAUUGAACCUCUGGAUGAGAAAGCCCGGCCUUCGCGCGUCUCCAGCAACGACCGCGACGAGCACUGGAGAUCCCAAGAUAGUGAAGAAUAUGAAGCUGAAGGCCAGCUGCGAUUCUGGAAUCCCGACGAUCUGAGUGCCUGCCAAAACGUCUCCCCGACUCAGGACUGGAUCGAAGAGAAGCUGCACGAGGUGUGCGAGAAUCUCGGCAUCUCGAGAGACGGCCACCUGAACAGGAAGAAGCUGGUCUCCGUCUGCGAACAAUAUGGCUUGCAGAAUAUUGACGCCCAGGUGCUGGAGGAUGUCUUCCACAGCCUCGGACACGAAGGCACUAUGAGCAUCGAAGACUUUUUCUACAGCCUGUUUAAAAUCGGGAAGCUUCUCCCACCAUCUGCCUCGACCCCAUACAGGCAACUGAAGCGGCAUCUUUCCAUGCAGUCUUUUGAUGAAAGUGGGAGGCGCACUAUCACACCAUCGGCAAUGACAAGUACAAUCGGCUUCCGGGUGUUCUCCAGUCUGGAUGAUGGUCUGGGUUAUGCUGAAGUGGACCAGAUCCUUGAUGCAUGGCAUGAAGAGGGAAUAGAGAACAGCCACGAGAUCUUGAAGGCCUUAGAUUUCAGCUUGGAUGGGAAAGUUAACCUGGCUGAGCUCACACAUGCCCUGGAAAAUGAACUUCUCAUCACAAAGAAUGGGAUCUAUCAGGCAACGCUGGCCAGCUUCAAAACAGAGAUCCGGCAUUUGAUGGAACAAGCUGACCAAGUUGCCAGGCAAAAGGAAAAGCUGCGAUUAGAUUUGGAGAAAGCUGAGAGAGUAAAGUCACUCAUGGCCUCUGAAGUAGAUGACCGCCACGCUGCCAUUGAACGCCAGAAUGAAUACAACCUGAGGAAACUGGAUGAGGAGUACAAAGAGCGCGUUGCUGCUGUCAAAAACGAGCUCCAGAAAGAGCGAGAGCAGAUCCAGCAGCAGGCGAGUAAGCAGAGAGCAGAGCUGGAAGAGGAGAUGGAGAACCUGAAAGCCGAAGGCAACGAACUCCGUGACCACCUUACUCUGACUCUCAAGGAAAAUAGUCGCUUGGAGAAGGAGCUCCUGGAAACUGGAGAGAAGCUGCUGAAAUCCGAAAGCAUGACGAGCAAAUUGCAGAAGAACCUGGAAAACGUGCUAGCGGAGAAGUUUGGCGACCUUGACCCCAGCAGUGCAGAAUUCUUCCUGCAGAAGGAGCAGCUGGCGCAAAUGAAGAAUGAAUAUGAACAGCAGUGCAGGGAGCUGCAGGACCAGAUAGAUGAGCUGCAGUCUCAGCUGGAGGCGUUCUGGACUCAGGGGAGAGUUGUGCGGCCUUCGCAGGAGGACUCGCUCUACAAGGAGCUGGCCAACGGUGGGGCAGAGGGCCAUCAAGGGCUUGGUUCGGAGGUCUGCAACCCACUGAACAUGAGCAUCGAAGCCGAAAUGGUCAUUGAGCAAAUGAGAGAUCAGCACCACCGAGAACUCUGCAACUUACAGCAGGAGCUGGAAAGCACGAUGCGCCAUUAUGAGAAACAGCUGGAGGAGAGCAGAGGCCGCUGCGACAAGGAGCAGGAGAACCUCCAGCGGAAAUACGGUCAAGAGCGGCAAGUCUUGGAACAGCAAAUGGACUGUCUGCAGCUCCAGGUUGCUGAGCUCCAGGAAGAGCUGGCCAGGCUCCGGCAGGAGGUGCAGGAGGUGGACUCCCAGCGCAGUGCAGAAAAGAGCAGCCUUCAGAUGUGCCUGGAGGAGAAGGCGAGCCUUGCAGAGCACCUGAAGCUGCAGCAUGAAGGCGAGCUCCAGGCCCGGCUGCAAGAAGCACAGGAGACUUUCAGCCGGGAGCGGGAAGAGCUGAUUCAGGCGGGGGUUUGGAUGGAAGAAAAGAUGGGGGCUCUAGCCCAGACCGUCCAGGAAGAGAAAGCAGAGCUAGAACACGGGUUCCAUGAGCAACUGCAAAGGAUGAUGGAGAAGCACGCCGUGGAGAAGGAGCAGCUCCGGCGAGAGCUGGGCGCAAAGCACCAGCAAGAGUUGCAGGAGGAGAGGACAAAAAAGGAAAGUGAAUGUAGUGGAAGAAUGUCUCGGGCAGAGGAGCAGUUUUCCAUCGACCGACAGGCACUUGCGAGCAAGUAUGGGGAGGCGAUCAAAGGCCUUGAGGAACGCUACAGGCGAGAGUUGCAUGAGCUCUCUGAGCUGCAACGUGAGGAGAAAUCCCAGUGGGAAUUUGAAAAGGAUGAAAUCAUCCAGGAAAGUGCUGAGGCCCAGGAGAGAUGGAAGGAAACCCUGGAGGAGGAGAAGGCUGUUUCUUCAGCACUCAUCCAAGAAAAGGAACUCCUGGAGAAGAAUUUCAAGGAGCACCUAAACUUCUUGUUAUUGGAGAAAGAGCAGCUUCAGAAAGAACUGCGGCAGGUGAAGGAUCAAGAGGCUGAACUGCAGGUGAGACUUCCGCACACUCAAGCGAGCCAUGAGCAAGAGCUUAAAAAGCGAGGAGAAGAGAUCUCUGCCAUCGAAGAAGAUCGGAAGUUGGCCACCCAAAAGCUUCAAAGGCUGGAGACUGAGUUUGGGCUGGAGAAAGAGGAGUUGGAGGCCAGAAUGGUCACCCUGGAGCGACUGAAGCAAGAGGCCCUUGACAGAGCGGCAGAAGAAAACCUACAACUGAAGCUGGAAGUCUCGACGCUUGAAGGCAAAAUGGCAAACCUGCAGCAGGAACUGCUUCACCUGUCCCAGCUGCAAAGAGAUGUUGCUCUUCUGAACAAAGGGGCAGAAGCACAGGGUAGGGAUUCUCCAGUGCCUGGAAAAAUCCAGGAGCCAGGAGAGGUGAGAGAUGGUCUUGUGAACCAGCAAAAGAUCCCGGAGCUAGCUGGUGGAGACUCAGCAGGUGUCUCUGCGAUAAGUCAGUUCCUGGAACAGCCAGAGGGAGAGUCAGCUCGGUUCCCUAGCUUCACCCCAUUGAUUCCAGAACUGGACUCACAACUCCAAAACACAAUAGAUCAUGACAACAGUCAAGUGACAGCAGAAGAUGAAAUUAAAGAGUCAGAUGGGAAUGCAUGUCUAGUGGUGGAAAUUGAAGGGACAAUAUUUGGAGACACCCUGGAGACUUCUUGCGGCAUGGAGAAGUCCUAUGAAGAGAUUUGGGCAGAGAAUGAAGCUCUUAAGCUUCAGCAGAGUCGGCUUCAAGAAAGGAUCAGCCUGCUGGAAGCGGAAUGUGACCGAGCAGCUCAUGAUCGUCAGGACAUGGCUUCCAAGGUCGAGAAGGAGCUCGAGGAGAUCCUGCAGACCAUCCCCAAGCCUCACGCCUUGCCCUGUAGAAGCGCAGAGAGUGUGGAAAUCUCCCAGAAAACAACUGACAGUGCAGAACUGCAUCCAGAUUGUCUAUCAGAAAACGAGAGACUCUUUGCUGAAGGUCUGGAGGGUGAACUGGACAGUGAGGAGAUGGGCAACUGUCUCCCACAGCUUGAGAAGAACCAUGGAGAAGCCAUUCAGACUGAGAAGGGAAAGCUGAAAGGUCUGGGGCCGGAGCUGUGGGAAAUGAGCACCAAGAGAGAGAAAAGCUCCAGAGUCCAGGCCAAAGUUCUGCUGUUGCCAGACGAACUCCAGCUGGAAAACCAGGUCCUGAAAGCCGAGAUGAUCAAGUUGUUUGAACGGAACAAUAAGCUCGAAGGGUACUUGCCAAGACUGAUGAGUUUGCAGGGCAGGGUAGAGGAAAGCAACCAAGAAAGUCAAAUGCUGAAAGCAGAAAAGGUGCAGCUGCUGGAGAGAGUCAGGGGGCUGGAAGAGAUCCAUGGCCAGUUUGCGGUGGAGAAUGCAGAGCUGCAGAGUAGCAAGUGGACUCUGCAAAGCCGGCUCGGGAAGCUGGAAGAGUUUGUGGCCGGUCUAAAAGUCCUGAAGGGCAGCAGACAGGGCCGCAGUGAGCAGGGAGGCAAAGAUGCAGAGGGCGAGAGGAAGGGCCUUCUGGAUCUGAACAGGAAGCUCAAAGAGAAAGUAGCUGCCCUGCUGAAGCAGAAGGGGACACACGCUCAGGAGAAGGACGACCUGAAUGCAGCACUUCAUGGCCUGCAGAACACCUGCAGCCAACAGCAGCAGAAGCUGGAGCACUUGAGAUGUGAGGUUGAGAAUCUCCGUGAAGAAAAUGCUGUUUUGAGGAAUGAAAUUGCCUUCUUGAAUGAGGAAGAGAGUAUUUCAAAUCUGCGACUUAGGGAGCUGAAUGGGUCUCGAGAAGAACUCUGGCAAAAGAUAGAGACGGUACGCAAAGAGAAAGUCGCGGUGCAGAAGAUGGCAGAAAACCUGAAGAAGCAGGCAUCCGAGCUGAAAGCCAGAAACCAGCAGCUUGAGUUGGAAAAUGCUGAACUUGGCCGAAAGAGCUUCCCUGCCCAGGCAGAUGGACAGGAACUUAACCAGCGGCUGCUGAGGGUCCUUCGGCAGCGGGAAAAGGAAGUGGGGAAGUGCAUGCCGGAAGAGUGGGAGAGAGAGAGUGCCUGCCUGAAAGAAGAGCUGGAGAACUGUAAAAUCCAGUCUUCAGCAGUGGUCUCAUCUUUGGAAACGCAGCUGUCCCAUCUGCAGGUCCAAGCCCACACCCUGGAGCAGGAGAACCACUUCCUGAAGCAAGAACUGGAGAAGGUAAAGCAGCUGCCCAGGUGUCCAGACCUCUCCGACUUCCAGAACGAAAUCUCCAGUGUCCUUGUGAAGAAUGAGAAGCUCCUGAAAGAGAAGGAAGUCCUCAGUGAAGAGCUGAACAGAUGUGUGGAGAAGGUGGCAAAAGUAGCCUUCUUGGAGAACCUUGUUGCUUCUUUGAAGCAGGAAAAGUUGUCGUUGGAGCACCAGAAUCAGUCUCUGAAAACACAGGUUGCAGUCUCACAGGACAAGAUUCAGAAUUUUGACGAUGCCAUACAGAAUGUCAACCUUCAGAUGUCGAGGCUUAAGUCAGACCUCAGGGUGUCCCAACAGGAGAAAGAAGCUCUGAAGCAGGAAGUGAUGUCAUUACACAAACAACUGCAGACAGCCAAUGACAAGAGUCGGGUUCUGGAACUGGCCGUGCAUCCCGCAGGGCUGCAGAGCCAGCAGAAGAAGCUCUGCUGGGAGGGGCUGGAUCGGCUGGUCAAGCAGGAGCAACAGCUGCUGCGGCAGGAAAACGAGAGGCUCCAACGGGAGGUUCAGGGCGCCAAGUCAGAUCUGUCUCAUUCCAGGGAGAAGGUACGACAAGUGGAAUCCUCUAUCUUGUCCCUGAAGCACCAAAAACACCAAAGCCAGUCAGGGGUGGUGAAGGCCAUCGAGCAAGAGAAACUCAGCCUGAAGAGAGAAUGUGAGCGGCUGCAGAAGGAGCUGGCUUCCGCUCAUAGGAAGAUCAGCCAGAUGAAUUCGCUUGAGCAUGAGCUGGAAACCAUCAGUUUGGAAAAUGAAGGCCUAAGGAAAAAACAAGUAAAACUGGAAGAACAGCUGAUGGAGCUGCUUCACUCGAGCUCCAGCCUGAUGCUUAGCCCCUCCCAGCAUCCGCGCGAGCUGCAAGGCUGUGCCUCGGUCCCCUGGGAACAGUACCAGCAGCUCCAGCAGCAGUUCGCGCAGGCCGAGCGGAGGAGUCAGCACCUGCAGGAGGAGCUGGACAGCCGGCCCUUGGAAACCAACAUGCCACAGGAUGGACAUCAGCAGCGGCUACAGGCCAUGGAGAAGCGCAUGAUGGAUGUUGAACAGCAGCUGCAGCUUGUGAAAAGACUCCUCCAAGACAAAGUCAAUCAGCUGAGAGAACAGCUUGCAAAGAACACGAGAGCUGAUGAAAUGGUGAAGGACCUCUAUGUCGAGAACGCCCAGCUGCUGAAAGCUCUGGAGACGACGGAACAGAGGCAGAAAACCGUGGAGAAGACCAACUACUUGCUAGAAGAAAAGAUCGCCAAUCUCAGCAGGAUAGUCAGGAACUUGACCUCACCGACUUUGGGUUCCACAGCCCAGUUAGGGUCUUAGCAAAGCCAUGCCUGCCAGAAGGCCUCUCGCAUGCUCCUGCACUUUAUGGGAAUGUGGCCAUGUCUGCUCUUUGAAUGCUGCCUAGUCUGAGUAACUGAGGAUGGCUGUGAUCAGGACGCUCCAUGCUCUGCCCCAAGGAAAGUGCCAUUCCACUCCCAGGUGUGCCUGAAUAACCGCAGUGUGUGUACACUGCUCUGUCUGGUGCCUUAACUACUCCCUGUUCCAGUUUAGGACUGGGGCGGGGGGGGGUAAGCAGAGUGUCAGUAGCAUGGCCAGCAUGCAGCUUGCCCAAGGGUCCUUCCAGACCUCAGUCAGGGCCGGGCAUCGCUUAAUGGAACCAAUGUCCCUGGGCCCCUGAGGGAGAGAAAUCCGCAGGUUGGGUGGCAACUUGCUCUCCACUUCCCCUCUUCCAAAAUAAGGCAGGGGGGGCAGGGGACCAUCUUCACUACCUCCCACCUUGCUUGGGUCCUUGCAAAGCGAAAGGCCGUGCAGUGGGCCCCGUCUGUCAAAAGCCUUCAUCCCCGCCGCAAAAGAGUUCUGGAGGGAGGAGGCUUAUUUCGUCAUGGUGGGCUCCAGAAAAGUCUCCGUUGAUCUUUCCAGACAAUGGGAGACCCUCUAUAGGACUCCAGAAGAAAGGAGAGGAGGAGGACCCUGGUGGUGCGAGCUCACAGAGCCACCUCUUUGCCCAAGAACCUCCCCACAGAGCCUGGAGCUGAUCCACCCCAUCAGUGUGGCAGGAAGGGGACAAGCAUGUGCAGGUGUGGACGUCUCUAGGCCAGGGGCUCCCAACCCUGGCUUCCCAGAUGUUGUUGGAUUACAACUCCCAUCAUCUCCAGCGACAACGGCCGAAGGCCUUGGAGGUGUAGGCAACAAUAUCUGGGACCCAGGGCGGAGAGCAGGCUGGGCACAGGGAUGAAGUGGCCGUUUCAGAAGUGCAGGAGGCGCUCUCCAGGACAGCCCCCAUGGCCAUGGCCACCCCAACAGCCCGAGAAGUGUCAGUGCUCCAUCCUUGUGUGCCCCCCCUCCACGACACCCCACUGGGGCAUUAGAGCAGAGACCCCAAGGUCCCUGCUUCUUGCCCCUGCUGCUUCGGUCUGAAUCGGCAUAAGGCAGCUUCCUAUGCUUGGGGGGCGAAGCCACUGCUCAGUGGGGAAAGCAGAAAGCCUUGCAUGUAGAAGCCCCCAAACAGGGGUACUCCUCAUACUUGGAUCCCAGUUGCAGCACUAGACAAACAUUGGGGGGGGGAGGGCAGAGAGGCACAGAACAGGCAAAGUGCACUUCUGGGUGGGCAAGCUGUGUCCCAUGAUAGAUUUCAGAAAGAGAUGGGGGGCAGCUACUUGCCUACUCUUGUCGUCCCCCCUUUGUUGGGUCCCUCAGUGUUCUUGAACAUCUGGCCAUUGUGGCUGGGGAUGGUGGGAGUUGUAGUCCAACAGCACCUGGGAACCCCAGUCUGAGAACCCCUGCCUUCACAUUUUCUCAGGUGAGCACAGCUUAAAAGCCACCAAAUGACACAGCGGGGAAAUGCUUGACUAACAAGCAGAAGGUUGCCGGUUCAAAUCCCUGCUGGUACUAUAUUGGGCAGCAGCGAUAUAGGAAGGUGCUGAAAGAAAGGCAUGAUCUCAUAUUGCGUGGGAGGAGGCAAUGGUCACCCCCUCCUGUAUUCUACCAAAGACAACCACCGGGCUCUGGGCACCAGGAGUCAACACCGACUCGACAGCACACUUUACCUUUAAGUACAACUUGGGGACAGCACCUGAGGCCCUGGGGAACUACUGCCAGCCAGAGUAGACCAUACUGGGCUGGAUGGGUUGAAGUUCUGACUCAGUUCAAGCCAGCUUCAUAUGACCGCCAAAGCCCCAGGGGCCUGGGCUGCAGCUCAGUGGUAGAGCGUCUGCUUUGUGUGCAGAAGGUCCCCGGUUCACUCCUGGCAGCACCUCCAGGCAGAGCUGGGAGAGACUCCUGCCUGGAACCUUAGAGAGCUGCUGCCAGUUAGUGCAGACAAUCCUGAACUAGAUGGACCAGAGGUCUGACUCAGUAGAAGGCAGCUUCCUUCCUGUAGUCCUGUGUCCAUGAGCUGCAUGGCUCAGAAGGGGCCUCUCCACAACAGAAGGCUUGUAGAUCCCCCAACCCCCCACACUCAGGCAUAUCUAGCAACCUGGUCUUUUUCAUCUCCACCCCAGUGACUUUUUACAUUCUCAGGAAUCCAAAGUCCUUUUUCAAAGAAAAAGAACUGCCUUGACUGCCAUCUCAAAACAUAGUCUGUGGUGAAUGCUGGACUCUCAAGUUAUGUGGCCUGUUGGCCUGACUUUCCAGUGGCUCACACAACCAUGGGAGGAGAGCUGGUCUUGUGGCAGCCAGCAUGACUUGUCCCCUUAGCUAAGCAGGGUCUGCCCUGGUUGCCUAUGAAUGGGAGACUAGAAGUGAGAGCACUGGGAGAUAUUCCCCUUAGGGGAUGGAGCCGCUCUGGGAAGAGCAUCUAGGUGCCAAGUUCCCUCCCUGGAUUCUCCAAGAUCGGGCUGAGAGACAUCCCUGCCUGCAACCUUGGAGAAGCUGCUGCCAGUCUGUGAAGACAAUACUGAGCUAGAUGGGCUUAUGGUCUGACUCAGUAUCAGCGGCGGAGCCUGACUGCCGCUGGCCUGUUUGCGGCCGCGGCAGUGCCCCUGCUGACCCUGCGUCUGAUGUCAGAUGCAGAAGUUAGCCACACCCCCGCAUCUGACCUUGAGGCUCCGUUCGGGAGUUGGCGUUUAACUCCCGAAGGGGCCGUGCGGCCCCCACUCGGGAGCUAAAUCUGCACCCCCACGUCUGACGUCAGAUGCGGGGGGUGUCAGGGCCGCGAGGCAUGGCCCCUGAUUGGGUGCGGCCCGGGUUCUUUGAACCUGUUGGCCCAAUGGUGGCUCGACCCCUGCUCAGUAUAUGACAGCUUCCUAUGUUUCUAAGAGAACCACUUGAUUCACUGUGAUUUAAACGUACUCCAGGGCUUUAAAUAUCUGUGUUUGCAUUAUUUUAAUAUAUAAACUCUGAACACCCUGAUCCUCCCAACGACAUUGUACCACUGCGAUGGAGCGGGGUGUGUAGUCAUUAGACAUCCCCUCCCCACACCCUAUCUGCUCUAGGAUGGUGAUCUGUUGUGCUUGGAUUCAGGUAAACGCAGGAGUUCUUAGACGUGGGUCCCCAGAUGUUGUUGGACUUCCACUGCCAUGAUCGAGCUGAAGUCCAACAACAUCUGGGUUUGAAGAUCCCUGGAGUAAAGGAUUCCAGCCCCUCCUCGAGUGUGAUCAGCUCUGCUGGCACAGGGCAUUGGGAGCAGGGAUGUUGCUAGCUUCUUAAAAGACUUGGGCCCUGGGCCCACAGCCUCCCUUUUGAGAAUUAAACUCAUACCCCUCCAAGAAUAAUUGCGUAUGUUUUUUGAAGUCUCCAGUAUUAUACCAUAGCAUCUAUGAAAGUGAAAUCCCUAGCAAACCAGGCAAGGCGAGGAGCUCUCUAACAAAUUUCAGUCUUGUCCAUCAUCGCCUUGGGAUAAGUUUUAUGAAAAGCAGUAUAGAAAUAUAACAAACAAUAAAUAAAUACAACAAAA
Molecule: messenger RNA, 10248 nt
Organism: Hemicordylus capensis (graceful crag lizard)
Lineage: Eukaryota; Metazoa; Chordata; Lepidosauria; Squamata; Cordylidae
Gene: NIN
Product: ninein
Exons: 30
Coding region: 354-6674 (2106 amino acids)
Biological process (GO): microtubule anchoring at centrosome; centrosome-templated microtubule nucleation; centrosome localization
Cellular component (GO): mitotic spindle pole; ciliary transition fiber; centriole
Molecular function (GO): calcium ion binding
Source: RefSeq, a predicted model, not a curated record